Molecule: messenger RNA, 1337 nt
Organism: Tinamus guttatus (white-throated tinamou)
Lineage: Eukaryota; Metazoa; Chordata; Aves; Tinamiformes; Tinamidae
Gene: G6PC2
Product: glucose-6-phosphatase catalytic subunit 2
Biological process (GO): gluconeogenesis; glucose 6-phosphate metabolic process
Cellular component (GO): membrane
Molecular function (GO): glucose-6-phosphatase activity
Source: RefSeq, a predicted model, not a curated record
AACAGAAAAGCUUUCCAGUGUUAAGAGACAUGUGCUUUCCUGGAGAUUUGGAGUCACAUGUUCCGGGAAUGGCUGGGUACACCACUCUGAUACAAUAUAAAGGCAACGUCAAUCACUUUCUCUCAUUUUUUAAUAGCUCCCUUCCAUGGUUCUCUUUCUCCCUCAUUUGAAACUUAAGAUUAAAGGAACUUUACCAAAUUUCAACUACAGUUUAAUCAGUUUAAGAUGGAUCUCCUCCAUAGCAAUGGGGUGCUUAUCAUCCAGCAUUUACAGAAGGAUUACAGGGCUUACCAGGACUUCCUUAAUUUCAUGUCACAUGUUGGUGAUCCCCGGAAUAUAUUCUCAAUUUAUUUUCCUCUUUGGUUUCAGCUCAAUCAAGUAGUUGGUACUAAAAUGAUAUGGGUGGCAGUCAUUGGUGAUUGGUUCAACCUCAUAUUUAAAUGGAUUUUAUUUGGUCACCGUCCAUACUGGUGGGUACAAGAAACAAUGAUUUAUCCCAAUCAGUCAAGCCCAUGCCUUGAACAGUUUCCUAUCACAUGUGAAACUGGGCCAGGAAGUCCAUCUGGGCAUGCGAUGGGAUCUUCUUGUGUCUGGUAUGUAAUGGUCACAGCAGCACUCAGCUACACGGUAGGAUGGAAAGAUAAAUCAGCAGUUACCCUUCACAGACUGACAUGGUCAUUCCUCUGGACUGUUUUUUGGAUUAUCCAGAUCAGUGUGUGUAUCUCAAGAGUAUUCAUAGCAACACAUUUCCCUCAUCAAGUUAUUCUUGGAGUAUUUGCUGGAAUGCUUGUGGCCGAAGCAUUUGAGCACACUCCUGCUAUACAGACAGCAAGCUUGAGAAUGUACAUCAAGAUAAACUUGUUUCUUUUCAUCUUUGCCCUUGGCUUUUAUCUAGUCCUCAGAUUUCUUGAUAUUGACUUGCUGUGGUCUGUUCCAAAGGCAAAGAAGUGGUGUGCCAACCCAGACUGGAUAAACAUUGACACAACUCCAUUUGCUGGACUCGUGAGAAAUUUAGGUGCACUCUUUGGCUUAGGCCUUGGUAUUAAUUCUGAAAUGUUCAUCACAAGCUGCAAAGGUAAAAAUAGCUGUAAGAAAAGUUUCCGGCUGCUGUGUGUAGCUGUUUCUUUAGCUACUCUGCAGCUGUAUAACUUCGUUAAGAUACCUACUCAUACUGAGUAUUUAUUCUACAUUCUUUCUUUUUGCAAGAGCGCAGCCAUACCACUUACUGUAGUUGCCUUGGUUCCAUACUGUGUCCACGUAUUCAUGAGGAAAACUGAAAAGAAGCUAAAUUAGAGAAAGUUUCCAAACGGUCGGCAAUCUGUGGAUGUCUGUGAACU